AGCUGACCUAAUGAUGUGGCUGGCUUUGCAUAUGGAAGCAUCUCCCUUGUGCAAGGAACCGAAAGAAAAGGACGAGCUUACAUUUUGUAAAGCAGGCAUCGCUAUCCUGAACACGGAGAGAAAUCUGAUCCUUGCUAUUGACUGCUCCAGAGGUGGGCUUCAUGCCGUGCAACAAGCGCUUAUAUCCUUUCCCAGGCAAGUGCAGGGAUGCACAGUCUACCUAUCCAGAUAUCCCUGUACCCACUGUGCGACACUACUCAUUCAAGGUGGUGUUCAGCAAGUUUGUUAUUGGCCUAACCUGGAACUGGAAAAGAAAGAUUACAUGGCUAACAUCACUCGUGUUACUCAACUGUUUGUUGAGGCAGAAGUCAUUAUUGAUAUGUACAUUCCAUUACUGAAUUUAGAAAAAGUUAAGAAGAUAAUAUCACCAAAAACAGCUGUGACUACGGCACAAAUCAAAAAAAACUGCAGCUCAUUUUUUGACUUAACAAAUAUAUUGGAUAUCCUGGAAGCUCUGGGUUCAUCGCAUAUGAAAGAAAUAGAUUUCAAGGCCAAAUUAAAGUACGAGAUAGAAAAUGCACACACAUGCUAUUGUGAACUACUGAACAGUCCUGAUGGCAGCUUUGAAUACCAAAGAUCAGCUGAAGGUCACAAUGACAAUGUGAAUGGGAAACAGCCCAAUGAUGCUUUGGAGAAUGAUGAGAUGGAUAUUCAUGCCUUGCAGCUGUGCUUCCUUCUAGCUGCAAGAACUGAUAGUCCAGAUCGCGGAGUUGGAGCGAUAAUCUGCCAGGACGAAUGCUUUGUGGCAACGGGCUACAACGGUUUUCCACGAGGUUGUUACCAUGGUUGCUACCUUUCAAGUCGCGACCAAAGUGAGACUAAGAACCCCAACCUGCUCAUCUGUGCAGAGGCUAACGCUCUUUAUUUCAGGCAUAAACAGGACCUGAAAGAUGCAACAUUGUACACCAGCUCAUAUCCCUGCCCUGAGUGCUUGGAUUUAAUCAAAGAAACCAAAGGUAUCACAAGGAUUGUUUGUGUGAAACCCGAAGGUGAAUUUUCCGCCACACCCAUGGAGGGAAUAACAUGUAAAAUGUGGAAACAAAACACAGACAUAAAAGAUGAGGGAGAAUGUGAGUGAAGCAACAGAUGGUGGUCAGCGUGGAUUUUACUGUGGC
Molecule: messenger RNA, 1175 nt
Organism: Amblyraja radiata (thorny skate)
Lineage: Eukaryota; Metazoa; Chordata; Chondrichthyes; Rajiformes; Rajidae
Product: cytidine and dCMP deaminase domain-containing protein 1-like
Exons: 8
Coding region: 11-1138 (375 amino acids)
Biological process (GO): tRNA wobble adenosine to inosine editing
Cellular component (GO): cytoplasm
Molecular function (GO): dCMP deaminase activity; tRNA-specific adenosine deaminase activity; zinc ion binding
Source: RefSeq, a predicted model, not a curated record